This is a messenger RNA of Cladocopium goreaui, 7920 nucleotides long. The record is from the annotation of a GenBank genome assembly. Lineage: Eukaryota; Dinophyceae; Suessiales; Symbiodiniaceae.
AUGCCAUGGUUGCACUGGUUGCACUUGCAGCUCUUGCUGGUGGCGGUGCUGGCGGAUCCUGAGCUGCUGACAGAUAAAUGGAGCGGAUGUGGUGAGGUGACGUCAGAUGACGCGCCUCUCUUUUUCUCCCCGUGUGCCACGUCGGAGUGGGAAGUGCUUCUCACCGACACGAUGGCCACGCAGAAAAAGCAGAGGAACACAACAGCACUGCUUCGGCUUCCACAAAGUGACAAUCUGCAAGGAUGUAGUCCACAUCCCAGCUCACACUUUGAGAAUAGGAUCGCGCUUAUCGAGCGAGGAAGCUGCUAUUUUUCGUGGAAGGUAGUGCUGGCUGAAGAGGCUGGCGCUCUGGCUGUCAUCAUUUUCGACACUGUGGAUCCUCAGUCCACGGCGGUCCUUGCCAUUGCCGGGCCAUUUCAGAAUCCAAGGAUUGCGGCCUACUUAAUUUCGAAGGCAAAAGGUCAAGACCUAGCGGCACGUCUCGAACUCGGAGGCGACAUUGAGGUCGUGUGCAGUUGGAACCCAGUGGAGGUCUGGUAUGGCUUGCCAAAUACGUCAAGCGAAUUCAAUGACACUCUGACCCUGGAAAAUUAUGGUGAUGAGGACAUGCGCUGGGUCUUGGACGUCAUCGAUCACAACCGGACUUUCGAAAGAGAUCCGUUCUACACGGCCCAAGUGCUGUCAGCCUUCGAUGCCGAGUCCUUCUAUUCCUUUGAAGUAUUGGACCUCACUUCCUUUAACGGUUCGGUUCAGCUAGAUGAUGAUGCUGAACUCCUACGAUUGCCUUUUGUGUUCCCUCACUACCUGCAUUUCUACGAGGAAAGCUAUGUCUCUUGCAACGGUGCCCUGAUUUUUGACCCUGUCUUAGACGAAUUCACAAGACAGGCAGCAGUACUUGGUUCUGGCAAAGGACCGCAUGCGGUGCUUGCCGCGAUGUGGGGAGACUUGCUAUGCCCUGUGGGCUCCAAGAUUUCUGCACGAAAAGCAGAAGACGUGAUAGCAGUCCGUUUUGAGGGACUUCGUCAAAAAAGUGAUGUGAACCUGGCAAAUUUGACCUUUGAAGUUCGCUUGCACAGUGAUGGUCGGGUCCUGCUUUUGCUGGAAGAUUUUCCAGCGAAUGCCAGCGCACUCUCUCAGAUCCAGGUGGGUUUGCAACCUGCCACAGGUGCUCGUGCCUUGAGUGUGGACAAUUUGCCAUGGUCAACUGGACCACCUUUGGCCGUUUCCUUCACGCCUUGGCUGAUGUUGGAAAAUCUGACGAAGUAUUCGGUGCCUCCAAAUGAAUCGGUGACGUUGGGUCUGGUUUUUGAACGUCAAGAUGACCUCUAUGGUUGGCUUUUCUUCUACGCAGAGAGAAGUAUUGGCAGCUGGCACCCGAGAAGAAGCGUUCGCUUCACUCAACGUGUGUUUCGUUACUUUUGGAUUCUUGGUGCAUGGGAUGGCGGUAUGCAUAGUGGCGUGUGCAAAACGGGCUUUGUGCGACGGAGGAAUCGCACAUGUGCUGGUAGUGACGGUGACGUCUAUGAUGACAGCUUUUGCAUUGGCAGUUGCAUGGAUCAAGAUCCAGUUGUUUACUGGGACUAUCCCGAAAGAAGAGUCUGGAAGGAUGGCUACAACAACGAGUGUGAGGAUUAUCGUGUCUUGGACCUUUGCCGAGAAGAUGGUUAUGGAUCGAAAUGGCAGUCCUGGUGGGGAACCUUCAGCGACUGGGUGACCGCUGGCUUAGAUGCCAGUGCUGCCUGCUGUCUCUGCGGCGGUGGCACAACAACUCCUGCCUUACCUCAGGUCGAGGAAAACUGCCCUAGUGUCACCUGCCCAGCGAACUCUGACGGCUUCAACGUUUUGGAAGGAUGCCGCUGUCUGCCUGGAUAUCAGGGUCAGAUCAAUCGCUCUGCAGAGUAUCCAUACUUCGUUGGAGCUUGUUUACCUGUCGCAUGCCCAGAGCAUUCGUCUGGCUACGUGCCAAGUGGCUGCACUUGCAACUAUGGCUAUAUUGGAAAUAUCUCGGCCAUUGAUACAGAGCCUUUCUUUGUUGGCGGUUGUCAGGAAACUACAACUGGCACCACAAGCACCGUGACUCGGACAUCAUCCACUGCUACGAGCACCACAAGCAGCAUCAGCUCUACCACUAGCACAUCGUGGUCCGUAACCACUUCUACUUCAGCAACCUCGACAAUGACGACGCGAACCUCAAGCAGCACUUCCGUGUCAACAUCCACGAGAACCAGCUUGACAAGUACCAGCUCGACAAUAUCAACGACCACACAAACACAAACCUCUAGCACCUCUAGUCUAACAAACACAACCAGUACCAUCAGUACCACAUUCAGUACCACAUCCAGUACAUCUACUUCCACGUCAGCUACAUCCAGUACGUUCAGCAGUUCCACCAGUAGCAGCUGGACAUCUUCGUCCACGAGCCAGAGCACAACCAGCACAACGGGCACAGUGAGCACAGUUAGCACAAGUACCGUCUCAUCGACGAGUACUGUCUCAACUAUCUCACACACGAGUUCCACAACAACAUCCACAACAACAUCCACAACAACAUCCACAACAACAUCCACAACAACAUCCACAACAACAUCCACAACAACAUCCAGUAAAUCCUAUACAUUGGAUGGAAUGACUACAACAGAGCCCGGGGAGAUGUCAACUGUUGCGCCUGGAACUUCUGAAGAAUUAGACACUUCAAGUGCUUCUCAAACAGUGACCUCUGCAUUUACAGAGACUUCGAUGUCUGCAACGUCUACAGAACUCUCGACUUCAAGUGCUCCAGAAACAUCAGAAACAAGUACAUUAAGUACAUCAAGUACAUCAAGUACUUCUGGACAGCUUUCCGAGACAUCGAUAUCCUCACAAGAGACGACUGAGAUCACUGAGACCACUCAGACCACUGAGACCUCGACUCAGCUUUCCCAAACUUCUCCACUGAUCACUUUGCAGACUUCGCAGACUUCGCAGACUUCAGUGCCUCCCCAAACUUCCAGUGCAGAGACCAACACUUCGCUUGACGAAGCCUUGGACAAUUCUUCAAACUUUGACACAAACCUCACUGCUGAAGAGGACACGUCCAAUGUAACUGAGAUGGGUGUGAUGGGGCAAGCACAGUUUGCUGGUAUAGAUGACCUGGAGACGUCCUCCGCGUCGUUUUUGUUCUUCGUCUUCUUGCUGUUGCUCUUGUGGGUAGCAGCAAUGUGUGGAGGGAUUUGCUACUUCCUUUCGAAAAGCCGAUGGUGCAGACGAUCCCAGCAUGCAUCGAAGGUGACUCCAGAGGUGACUGAGGCCCCCGAGGUGGCAAAGGUGCUGCGCGGGUGGUCUGAAGGCGAUCUCUUCAUCCGAAAGGAGGGCGAGGAUCUGCUGCAAAAGCUCAAGAAGCUCUGGGCAGAUCGUCCAGGCCGUGCGUUCCGCGACAUCUUGCCGGAUCCAGAAUGCCAUCCCUCGUCGUUUGAGAGCAAUAUACGAGAUGUCCUGCAAGACUGGCGACGAGAACGGAGCGAUGCCAAGGCUACUUCUUCGGUUAGUAGGAAACUCCUUCGAAUGGCCGAUGUUGCAGAGAAUGUGGCAGUGCGUUCUGAAGCAUUCGAUUAUGGUGGCCUUAGAAAUUCCAUCGAGGAGGAGUGGCUAAAGCUCUCUCGCUCCAACUCGAAGGAGAUACAGGAUCCGACUGACUCGGCUGCUACGACUGUUUUGAUGAGACGCUCGAGUAGUAGCAUUUGCUCUGUGAACCCAGCUGGGGGCAUUUUUGCAGAGCAAGUUCUGGAGGUCUACAAGAACGCAGAGCUGUGGACCUUGCCUGAAAGUCGAGUUGCAGAUGUCAUCGACGAGUGGAGCAAAUCUUUGAGCCUUCUGGACCACCUUAGCGAAGACGCGCGAAGUGCGCUUGUACAUGAUCUACAAGAGGUCCUCUCAAGACAGCUUCGUUCCGAUCGCGAUCCAUCAUAUUUGCUGCCAGACCUAAAUCGCAUUUGGGAGCGUGCUGAAAACCAGACGAACAUGCAGGAGGCUAUUCCGGAGCUUGAACUUCCCUUCCUUGCAAAGGAGUCGCUUCGUUCAUCAAGAGGCGUGGUAAGCUCUUGCGGCGAGGAUUUGCUGCAGCGGCUGCAAGAGAGAUGGCGAGAAACAGAGAUGACAACCUCCAACGUACAUGCUGAUCUUCAGACCUUCUGCAGCGCUUGGCGCGAGGAGAAGCUCAUUGAGAAACCGGACGUGGACGAUGCUCUGCUGCGUCGGUUGGUGGGCGAACUCACGGAGGUUGUCUACAAGGUGGGAGCCCACAAAGGAAAGGUCAAGAUUACUGCUCUGAUUCCGGAGAUUGACGAAGCUUGGCAUCUGCGACUUGCAGUGGCCGAAGAAGAUGCGGUUUGGGAGGGCUCGGACAGGGCCAAGGCAAGAGUGCUCGAAUCAGAACACGGAGAUCGACAAGAUGUUGCGAAUGAAACUGAUCCGGUUGUCCUCAAGUCACUUCCAGCAAGCUUGCUAGAACUUGAGGAUGUUGAUGAAGAUGAGCUUGUACCAAUGAAGACAAAGCCAUCUAGCCAACCUGAACUUGAGGAUGUUGACGAAGACGAGCUUGUACCAAUGAAGACAAAGCCAUCUAGCCAACCUGAACUUGAGGAUGUUGACGAAGACGAGCUUGUGCCUAUGAAGACAAAGCCAUCUAGCCAACCUGAACUUGAGGAUGUUGACGAAGACGAGCUUGUGCCUAUGAAGACAAAGCCAUCUAGCCAACCUGAACUUGAGGAUGUUGACGAAGACGAGCUUGUGCCAAUGAAGACAAAGCCAUCUAGCCAACCUGAACUUGAGGAUGUAGAUGAAAAUGAGCUUGUGCCAGUGAAGACAAAGCCGUCCAGCCGACCUGAACUAUCUGAACUUGAGGAUAGUUUAGCAGCCAAGGAGCCCACACUUGAGGCAGGGUUACCUCUCAGAAAGCCACAACUGGAAGAAAUCUUACCAGAGAAGUCCCUUGAAGUUUCACCAAAUGUAGGUGGCCGUGCAACUGAGAACCAAACCAAUGAACCAGAAGUCCUGGAUGCACUGGAUGCGCAUGCACCGCAUGCACAUCUUUUGCUUGUCGAAGAGCUUGUGCACGUUUUCACUUCGCAUCAGUGGAACAGAGACGACUCGGAGCUGCAACUUGCAAAGCUAAGUGCCAGUUGGCGGGAGAAGAAAACAUCUAUUACAGCAGCGGAGGCAGCGAACUGUGCAGUGGAAGCAUGCAUGAAAGCCAGGAAUCGACCGAGCGCUGCGAACGCUGCAACAACUUCAGAGACUUGGACGCUGGACGCCGAGCUUCUUGCCUCAGGCGAAGAAUUUCUUCGAUCUCUGCUACAGGCAGAAAAUGUCCAACAGGUGGUCCAGCUUUGCCAUCGGUGGUCUGGCGGCCGAGAUGUGAAUCGCACCAUGGCCACGGAAGCUCAACGAAUGCUGCUGGCCAAGGAGCUCCUGUCCCUGGGCAACACAGAAGUGGAAGCAGCUAUUCGAACUCUUUGGAAAGACAUUGUCCAAGAAUCUGAGGAGUCCAAUCAAAAUCGCACAAGCCUUCAGGGUGACAUUUUGGCAUCAAGCAUGACGAGCAUGCAAGAGUGGAACGAUUUGAGCAAGAUUUUGGUUGAAGAAGGCGAAGCAAGCGCAGAUGAUUCGCGUGAUAUGCAAGGAGGCUCUGAGGAGUUGUUUGAUGAGGGGCAAAGCAGUGAGUGGUUAGACGCAAGCCAAGCAAUGCAGAGCGGCUCGGCAGAAGACAAAGAUUUUGGACACUGGAGAGCAGCAGCGGCUGCGUACAGUUCCUUAGUGGAUGAGGUGUUAGAGGUUUGCGAUGAUCGUCCCGACAUGAGCGUACAGGUGGUGACUCUGGUUGAUGGCUGGCAACGAAAGCAGGUCGAAAACCCUGAGGUGGCAGGGAAAGAAGAUCUUCUCACGGAUAUGGCAGAAACUACUCGAAACUUGAUCAAAUCUCAGCGACAGAAGAAGUUCACUAAAGCAUCUCUCAAAUGUCUCUUCGAACAAGCUUGGGAACAGAAGCUGCAAGAAACAGCCAAAGAAAGAACUCCUUGGACGAACUGCGAAAUUUUGUAUCGAAGGGGCGAGGCGCUGUUGAACGAGUUCGCAGAGAUCGUGAAAUCUUCCAGGCGGCAGAAGAUGAAAGGCUCUCACGUGAAACGACAGCUGGCACAGGUGGCAGAUCACUGGUGCCACAGGACGCUGGCCGCAGCUGUUGGGGCCGAUGUGGUGUCGUACAAACUGCUUCGAGACAUGGCACUGGAAGCGCAGCGGAUUUUCAUUGCCAAGGCAAAGGAGACAGCGAAGAGCGAUGGCUUCACCGCAGCGACGUUCUUGCGAACUGCCCUGCCAAAGACCCGUGAGGCUUGGAGAGCCUUGCUGGUGGGUGUUCAGGGUGACAUUGCAGAUGACUCGUGGAAGCAGUGGCUGGACUCAUGGGAAACACCCAGCGAAGUCAAGUCCAGAGAAAACGUGGAAAAAUGGAAGAAGUCCGUGAACAAAAUCAAAGGCAUCGGUGCUUUGCUGGGAAAGGACCGAAGACCGUCGCAAGUCCUUCAAGCUUUGGGCAAAUUGAAUCCUGAGGGAUCCGAAAGCUUGAGACCCUCCGGUAGCUUGAAGCCGUCGGACAGCUUGAAACCGUCGGACAGCUUGAGACCCUCCGGUAGCUUGAAGCCGUCGGACAGCUUGAAGCCGACAAGUAGCACUUCAAGGGCGUUUCAGGCCUUCAUGCCUCCCUCCAAGCAGGCUGGUGACACUUCGCAAGGAGCUGCUACAGGAAGCGCGGGAACUGCUUCAAGUUCCUUGAUAAGACAGCGAAGACCUUCAGGCGCCUCCUCUAGCAAUAUGGACAGUUGGUCACCAGACUAUGCAGGCAGCGGAGGUCGGCGGGAAUCCUCCAUCAAGCAAGAUCGCCGUGACUCGCAGGUACUAGGCGAAUUCCGCGACAUCUAUGCCCGAAGGGAGUCGCAAAUCUCCGAAGGCGCCUCCUCUAGCAAUAUGGACAGUUGGUCACCAGACUAUGCAGGCAGCGGAGGUCGGCGGGAAUCCUCCAUCAAGCAAGAUCGCCGUGACUCGCAGGUACUAGGCGAAUUCCGCGACAUCUAUGCCCGAAGGGAGUCGCAAAUCUCCGAAGGAUCUGGUAGUAUGAGUCUCGGCUUGGGCUCGCUGCCUGUGAGUUCUGCAUCGGCUGCGUACCUAGCAGUCCCAAAGCGAAAGAGUCAGCGGAGUCAGUCGGCAGUGUCACAGGGAUCCGACUUCAGCUUCACUUCGAGUACGAGCUCAAAAAGGGUGGACAAUGAGUUUGAGCGCUUGCUUCCGAAGAAGAACUCCAGCCACAAGGACUUGGCUUCGCCGUACACCAGCCCCUUUACAUCACAACAACCCAGUCCCAGGCGUAGUGUUGCAACCUCCAGUGACCAAGAUCGCUCUGCCGAUGAGUCCUCCACUUCAAGACGAGGUUCGCGGAAAAGGUCCACCUUAAAUCGCGCUGGCAGCAACUUGAUCAAGGAUGUCCAGCUGAGUUGCUCAGACUUGGGACAGCGGCCAAAGCUGAAAUGCCGCGCCAGAGGAGAGCCAGACAUUUGGAAGGAACCGAGCAAGGAAGAACUCGCAGCUGCGGCGGCUGAAAUGGAUGAUAUGGCACCUUUCAGGAAUACCGUUGGCUUCUUGGGCCUUCUGCUUCUUGGGAAGGCGCUGCCGGAUGCCGUUUUUGCCGUGCUGCGGAAUUGGGCGGGCAUCCGCGGUGCCGAGAAGUUGGACUACGCCAUGCUGGGCGCAGAUGCUCUAUUCUCGGCUGUAGGUGUUGGGCUUCUUUACACUGCCAUUGUGUUGAUGGCUCCGGGUGUCCCUGACAUCCCUGACAUCCCUGACAUCGAUGUCAGGAAGCAGUCAGAACCGCGCUCGGAUCGAUCCGAGUUUUGA